GCAUCAUCACCUUGUUGUGUCCCGUGGACUCUUUGAGGAUUAUAUCGAGUGAUAUUUCGAGUCGAGAUAAGUGAUAGUGACAAAAGCAAAAUAUUGAACAAGUGCGCCGUGGUGAAUAGUUUAAAACGCACACUCAAGUGAAAUUUGUGGCACUAGCAUACAAGGAAUACGUUCACCAUGCAGUCUCCAGUCAGCUCCCCAGAACUGAUGGAUCCCCGAUACAACCACUUGCGGAUUCCGGCUUCAUCAAGUCGAAUCUUAUACGAUGUGCCCUGCAAAGUAUGCCGCGAUCACAGUUCCGGCAAGCACUACGGAAUCUACGCUUGCGAUGGAUGCGCCGGUUUCUUCAAGCGAUCAAUUCGCCGCAGUCGGCAGUAUGUGUGCAAGUCCAAAUCCGAGACGCCCUGCAUGGUCGACAAGACCCACCGCAAUCAAUGCCGGGCGUGUCGGUUGAAAAAGUGCUUCGAAGUUGGCAUGAACAAAGACGCCGUUCAGCACGAACGUGGACCGCGGAGUUCAACGCUGCGCAAACAAAUGGCCAUGUUUAUCGCCAAAGACACUCCCUUGCGUCAUGACCUAAUGAUUCCACCACCGCUCCCGAUGUCUCAGCAAUCGAUGGGACUGGACCUGUCAAUGCAGCGAAGUGCCUUCUUCAGCCCACAGUCCAUGGUACAUCCGACGCUCUUCCCAGCCAUGCAGUCACCCCAUCCUUUAAUCGCUGCUGACGCUGUCCGGGAAUCGGCCGCCCAGCUGCUCUUCAUGAAUGUGAACUUCCUGAAAAAUCUCGUUCCCUUCACCAAACUCCCUCUGGACGACCAACUAGUCCUCUUCGAAGAAUCCUGGCGCGAAUUUUUCAUCCUUGCCGUCGCCCAAUACCUGCAGCCCAUCAACUUCAACCACCUCCUUGUCGCCUACGAAUAUCUUAACACCAAUCGUGGCGAACCGGUCCCUGAGUGCAUCAUCCGCGAAGUCGAAAUCUUCCAGGAAAUCCUAGCUCAAAUCGUAGCCCUACGGGUCGAUAUUAACGAGUUCGUCUACCUACGAGCCGUAGUUCUGUACAAAACGGAAUUCGACCCCGAAAGCAGCAUCUCCAGCAGCAGUAGCGACGGCUCUGACAUCAUCUCAUCCACGUCAAAAUCGAUUCAGGAAGUGUCCACCGUACGCGCCCUCGAAGACGGAGCCAAGGACGCUCUCGCCUCUUACAUUCGAACUUGCAGACCAGGACCUAUUGACCGGUACCGCGCGCUACUCCAGCUGCUCCCGGCUCUUCGAAACGUCUCAACCUAUACCAUCGAGGAACUGUUCUUCCGACGGAACAUCGGACCGGCUCCGCUGCUCAAACUUCUGCUCGACUUCUACCGUCAGAAGUAAAAAUGGCGCGUUAAGCUGGGAUCGAUCCGUUUCUGGUAGAUGGGGUCAUCAAACUGUGAUUGGUUGUGUAAAUACGUAAGCGGCUAUCAAAAUCAAAGAAUCUAUUUAAGUGUUCAAUUAUUAUCACUAAGAGAAGAAAAAAUAUCGUUAUUCUAGCGCAAUUUAAAGUAGUUACAAAUA
This is a messenger RNA of Culex pipiens pallens (northern house mosquito), 1551 nucleotides long. It is a transcript of the gene tll, whose product is annotated as protein tailless. Lineage: Eukaryota; Metazoa; Arthropoda; Insecta; Diptera; Culicidae. Gene Ontology annotation, biological process: cell differentiation; anatomical structure development; positive regulation of transcription by RNA polymerase II. The transcript has 2 exons. Gene Ontology annotation, molecular function: RNA polymerase II cis-regulatory region sequence-specific DNA binding; zinc ion binding; nuclear receptor activity. The coding region runs from base 178 to 1371 and encodes 397 amino acids. The record is from RefSeq and is a predicted model, not a curated record.